Messenger RNA from Diatraea saccharalis (sugarcane borer), 606 nucleotides. Lineage: Eukaryota; Metazoa; Arthropoda; Insecta; Lepidoptera; Crambidae. The record is from the annotation of a GenBank genome assembly.
AUGAAAUACGCAUGCUGUAAAUCCACUGUCGAUGGUACCUCUGGUUCACUGUCAUGUACCACAUGCAAAUUGAAUUAUCAUGUGGCGUGCCUAUAUAGUUCAGAUAAGAGAAGGGUCUUCAGUGCUGAACAAAGGCGGUCUUGGCUUUGCCCUGGGUGUUCAUUAAGUCAACCAAGAACACUAAUUAAUGACAAUACUCCUAUUAGAACAGGCGCAGAAAAUGUAAACGUUCGUAGAGGCGCAUCAUGUAUUGAUUCUCCUACUCAACAUGUUUCUUAUGAGGCAGAUCCUACAAUAUUGGAGACUGUCAAAAACAUCAUAGCCUCAGAAAUGUCGGUCAUGAGGGCUGAAUUACGUUCGGCUAUUGCUGAAGCAAUUUCUAGGGAGGUCAAACCAAUUAUUGAGGAGAUCGCCUCGAUUAGGGAAUCCAUGAGUUUUAUAAAUGACCAACAUGAAAUCAUUAUGAAGAUAGUGAACGAACUUGAAAAGGAUAGCAAGUCGUAUUCAAAUUUGAAAUCGGAAAUUGGAAAUAUUAAAAAGUCAAUGGCUGUCACUGAGGCUGACAUCAACAAACAGGAACAGUGGGCUCGUCGAUCAAAUGUGUAA